CCUAUUGAUAUGCCAAAUCCAUACAAACCGAGGCCUCGUUACUGCUUCUUGUGUCGAAAUAAUCUGGAGAUUGACUAUAAGAAUGUGCAAUUCUUAUCCCAAUUCGUUUCCUCGUAUACUGGUCGGGUUUAUGGCCGUCACAUAACUGGUCUCUGUAUUCCCAUGCAGAAGCGUAUUGCAGCGUUGAUAGAAAGAGCUCGCAAGUUUGGUUUCAUGGCCAACGAGUCAAAGGAGACGGUGUUCUUCAAUGAUCCCUCCAUUCUUGCACAUAAGCGGGUAUAG
This is a messenger RNA of Hydatigera taeniaeformis, 282 nucleotides long. NCBI's taxonomy places the organism in Eukaryota, Metazoa, Platyhelminthes, Cestoda, Cyclophyllidea, Taeniidae. The record is from the annotation of a GenBank genome assembly.